This is a messenger RNA of Galeopterus variegatus (Sunda flying lemur), 361 nucleotides long. Its product is annotated as eukaryotic translation initiation factor 3 subunit L-like. The transcript has 3 exons. Lineage: Eukaryota; Metazoa; Chordata; Mammalia; Dermoptera; Cynocephalidae. The record is from RefSeq and is a predicted model, not a curated record. The annotation marks the transcript as partial.
CGGUCUCCUGACGCAGGCGCGGGCCGCUGCCUUCGCUCUCUCUGGCGGUGUUCGCGAGCGACGCAGCCAUGUCUUAUCCCGCUGAUGAUUAUGAGUCUGAGGCUGCUUAUGAUCCCUAUGCCUACCCAGGCGACUAUGAUAUGCACACAGGAGAUCCAAAGCAGGACCUGGCUUAUGAACGUCAAUAUGAACAGCAGACCUAUCAGGUGAUCCCUGAAGUAAUCAAAAACUUCAUCCAGUAUUUCCACAAAACCGUCUCAGAUUUGAUUGACCAGAAGGUAUAUGAGCUACAGGCCAGUCGUGUCUCCAGCGAUGUCAUUGACCAGAAAGUAUAUGAGAUCCAGGACAUCUAUGAAAACAG